Rattus norvegicus (Norway rat) is the source of this 3795-nucleotide messenger RNA. Lineage: Eukaryota; Metazoa; Chordata; Mammalia; Rodentia; Muridae. The record is from RefSeq and is a predicted model, not a curated record.
CUGAGUGUCACGGAUGGGGUUGGUGACCACGGAGACUUAAGAGUUGCAGCCGUGCAGCUGGCAUGCUUGCCUCGGUUUCUCCCGUAAAAUGGGAUGGUAAUUUAAAACGACACUCAGCUGGUAGUGGUGGCGCACUCGGUAAUCCCAACACUCUGUAGGCUGAGGCAGAAAGAUUGCUGCGAAUUUAUUGUUGGCCAGCCUGGUGUACGAAGUGAGUUCUGCGACAGAGUGAGACUAGGUCUGAAUACACACACUCACACUCGUGAGCCUUGUUUUAUGAACUAUAAAGCGAAUAUUAAAACGGAAAAACCGAAAAGUCAGUUCGUGCUUUCAGUAUUUGCCAUCAGUAAUAAAUUAGGUUCGUGUGUUUUGGGACAGUCUCUUCCACCUGUGAGAUUUAUGUGUGCUUGUGCCACUGAAGACAGGCGAAGACCCCUUCUGACUGCUUAGUAAUUGGUUGCUUUUGUUAGUCUUCACUCUGUAUGUUAGAAUCUAUGAACGGCAUCGGGUGACAAAAGAGGGGACUUUGCUUUUUUUCUUUUUGACUUGUUCUAGCUUGAUCUUGUGUAACACCAGCACUGCUCACCGAACACUACGAAGUCACGCUUCCAGCCUUCCACAUAGCCAUCAGCGUGUCAGCUGGUGAACUUCCAGGCUCUCAGUUGGAAUAAGCAUCAGAGAGCAUGCGUAGGCCCCUGUGCUCUCCUAGGAGUCCAGUGUAGGAUCAGUGGAGCAUAGGGUGCAGGUUCAGACACUGUAUCACAGGACUGCGUUCCCAUCCAGGAACUACGACUUUGGGCAAGUUGUCUGACUACUACAGACCUCAGCUUUUUUCAUCUGAAGAGUUUACCUGCCUAUAGGGUAAAGGCAGAUGGUCUGUGGGAAGUACUUAAGAUGGUGUCUUGCUUAGCCGUGGAAUGUUGAGUAAACAUCAGGUAACAAUGGCAGUGCAGGCAACAGUACUAUGACAUGGACUGCGAUGGUGUUCCAGGCUCCAGGAGUAGAAGGGCAAAACCAAGAAGCCAUGGGAGGAAGAGAUAGCCAGACUGAGAUUUGUCCACACCAGGUCAUGAAACGAGUGCGCACGGAGCAGGUUCAGGUGGCAGUGUCCUGCUACCUCAAACGCCGGCAGUACGUGGACUCAGAAGGCCCUUUGAAGCAAGGCCUGAGACUCUCACAGACCCCUGAGGAGAUGGCGGCCAACCUCACAGUCCAAUCAGAAUCUGGUUGUGCCAAUGCGGUGUCUGCAGCCCCUUGCCAGGCAGAACCCCAGCAAUAUGAAGUACAGUUUGGACGACUGAGGAACUUUCUCACUGAUUCUGACUCCCAGUACAGCCAUGAAGUUAUGCCUCUCCUCUACCCUCUCUUUGUCUACCUCCACCUCAACCUGGUCCAGAGUGGCCCCAAGAGCACCGUGGAAAGCUUCUAUAGCCGCUUCCAUGGAAUGUUCCUGCAGAAUGCAAGUCAGAAGGACAUCAUCGAGCAACUGCAGACCACGCAGACCAUCCAGGAUAUUCUGUCAAACUUCCAGCUUCGUGCAUUCCUGGACAACAAGUAUGUGGUCCGUCUCCAGGAAGAUAGCUACAACUACCUUAUCCGCUACCUCCAAAGCGACAACAACACUGCCCUGUGCAAGGUGCUCGCCGUGCACAUUCACUUGGACGUGCAGCCUGCUAAGAGGACAGACUACCAGCUGUAUGCCAGUGGUGGCUCCUCCCGCAGUGAAAGCAGCAGCCUGGAGCCACCAGAUGUGCCCAACCCUAUCCUGCAGAACGAGGCUGCCCUGGAGGUCUUGCAGGAGAGUAUCAAGCGGGUCAAGGAUGGACCUCCCUCCCUCACCACCAUCUGCUUCUACGCCUUCUAUAACACAGAGCAGCUGCUGAAUACCGCAGAGAUCUCCUCUGACAGCAAACUGCUGGCUGCUGGGUUUGACAACUCCUGCAUAAAGCUCUGGAGCUUGCGGUCCAAAAAACUGAAGUCAGAGCCCCACUGUGUGGACACAUCCCGUGUCCGGCUGGCUUGUGACACUCUGGAGGAGGAGGAGAGCGAAGACGAUGACGUAGGCACGGAAAUGAAGAUUCUGCGGGGACACUGUGGCCCAGUGUAUAGCACACGGUUCCUCGCGGACAGCUCAGGGCUGCUCUCUUGUUCUGAAGAUAUGUCCAUCAGGUACUGGGACCUGGGGAGCUUCACCAACACUGUGCUGUAUCAGGGACAUGCCUACCCUGUGUGGGACGUGGACAUCAGCCCCUACAGCCUGUACUUUGCCAGUGGGUCCCAUGACCGUACCGCCAGGCUGUGGUCUUUUGAUCGGACGUACCCGCUGAGGAUAUAUGCGGGGCACCUGGCAGAUGUGGACUGUGUCAAAUUCCACCCCAACUCAAACUACUUAGCUACUGGCUCCACUGACAAAACUGUUCGUCUAUGGAGUGCCCAGCAGGGGAACUCAGUGCGGCUUUUUACAGGUCACCGAGGCCCCGUGCUCUCCCUCUCCUUUUCUCCCAAUGGUAAGUACUUGGCAUCUGCUGGUGAGGACCAGCGGUUAAAGUUGUGGGACUUGGCCUCUGGGACACUUUUUAAAGAACUGAGAGGCCACACGGACAGCAUCACCAGUCUGGCCUUUAGCCCGGACAGCGGUCUGAUUGCUUCUGCCUCCAUGGACAACUCUGUACGCGUCUGGGACAUCAGAAGCACGUGCUGCAACACACCAGCUGACGGCUCUUCUGGGGAGCUUGUGGGCGUGUACACUGGGCAGAUGAGCAACGUCCUGAGUGUACAGUUCAUGGCCUGCAACCUCCUCCUAGUGACUGGAAUCACACAAGAGAAUCAAGAACAUUAAGUUUUGAUCCAGGUGGCAGACUGGGUGGGGCUGGAAGAGUGGUCACAGUCCAGGACUUGCUAAAACUGAAUCAGUGAUUGCAAAAGAGCCUUCCCCUACCCCACAUGCACUCUACACAGCCCUGGUGCAUAAGACUCCAGUUGAGAGCUGGGAAGCUCCCCCCAGGCCUGAGGCCUCCUGCUUCAUGCAGGCAUCGUGCUUUUGCAUCUGUCUCUUCCCAGUGGGUGUACUGGACAGCUGCAGAACUCUCCCUAUAGCAGCUGUAGACAGUCUCUCCUGUGGCUGCCCCUUGAGGGAAGUGGGGACAAAACCAGGAUUUUUAUUAUAUAAUUAAUUUUAUUAUUGAGAAGAGGAAACCUAGCACUGGCAGCAAGUGACUCCUGGCACUGGCUAUAAUACUUGGAAUUUUGAGGUUCAGGGAAUUUAGACUCUGGUGGCCCAGUGUAUCAGGAGAAAGGGGCACCAUAACCAUAUGCUGUGCUUCUGUGGGCAGGCAGGCAGGUAGCGACUGAGCAUGGGCUCCUGCAGUGAUGGCGGCAGAGGUGGUUCUUCCAUUGGCUGCACUUUUGUCAGCCUUUAUACCCUGGGGAGAAGCACUGUGGUGGGCAGAGGGUGAGCCUCAGCGCUGCGCCAGUCACCUAGGGUUCCAGCCCUACACCAUCAACAAAUUAUGAUAAAGAGUAAUUUUGAAUAAGUCACAAGAUAGACAAGAAAUGCUGGAUUUAAAGAUAACUUUUUGUGGCUCGUUGGUCAUUUUUCUCCCUCAAUGACCUGCUUCCACCUCACUGCAGUGUUGAUAGUGAACGGGAUGAAUCAUGAGUGCACACUCAAAAAUAUCGACCAUGCUCUAAGGACAAAGCAAGUUCUGAUGUCUGCUAAAGGAUUAAAUAUUUCUGUUUUCUGAAAAGAGUUAUUUUGUAUUUUGUUUUCUAUUAAAAUGUAUUUAGUUUCAAAAA